Molecule: messenger RNA, 1098 nt
Organism: Erinaceus europaeus (western European hedgehog)
Lineage: Eukaryota; Metazoa; Chordata; Mammalia; Eulipotyphla; Erinaceidae
Gene: PTGES
Product: prostaglandin E synthase
Exons: 3
Coding region: 77-538 (153 amino acids)
Biological process (GO): prostaglandin biosynthetic process
Cellular component (GO): membrane
Molecular function (GO): prostaglandin-E synthase activity
Source: RefSeq, a predicted model, not a curated record
CUCUCCCCGCCUCUUUGCUCUUGACACAGCUACCCGUACGUUCCCUUCCCCAGAGCUCCUGCCACCCACCACCCAGAUGCCUUCCCCGAAUCUAGCGAUGGACAGUGGCCAGGCGCUCCCCGCCUUCCUGCUCUGCAGCACGCUGCUGGUUAUCAAGAUGUACGUCGUGGCCAUCAUCACCGGCCAAGUGAGGCUCCGCAAGAAGGCUUUUGCCAACCCUGAGGAUGCACAGAGACAUGGAGGCCUCCAGUACUGCCGGAAUGACCCAGAUGUGGAACGCUGUCUCAGAGCCCACCGCAAUGACAUGGAGACCAUCUACCCCUUCCUCUUCCUGGGUUUAGUCUACUCUUUCUUGGGGCCCAACCCCUUCAUUGCCCGGAUGCAUUUUCUCAUCUUCUUCCUGGGCCGCAUGCUGCACACUGUAGCCUACCUAGGCAAGCUGCCGGCACCCACCCGCUCCCUGGCCUACACCCUGGCCCAGCUUCCCUGCGUCUCCAUGGCCCUGCAGAUUGUCUGGGAAGCCGCCCGCCAUCUGUGACCCACAGCUGACUCCUGGGCCACUGGACCGCGAGGCCCCUGCCUCGUUUCCGGGAAACCCGCUGUGCAUGGGAGCACAGGUGUUUGUACAUGAGGGUGCGUAUGCGUGACUCUGCGAUUUCCAGAUAACGUGGAACCACUUGAGAUCCGGUGUCAAGAUGAAUAGCAGUCCUUCCAUUCAGAUGACAGCACUCCAAACACCGCCGCCACCACUACCACUUCUUCCUUACGACAGGAGGCAGAAAGGGGACUCAGGUUUCUGCUCCCAAAGAUUACACUCAGGGUUGUGAUCAAUGCAGACUCUCAGGCUCACCCCAGGGUUCACUGGGUGGGAGAAGGGCCUGGGCAUCUGCCGUUGAAAACCGCUCCUACACAAGUUCCAGUGACGACCAGGCCCAGAGUCACUGCCAGACCCCUCUAGAUGAGAGCCAGGGCCAAGUAGGGUACUUAAUCAUGGUGGCUGGGCGCCAUUUAGUGAGUUGGGGUGUUGUUCCCUAUUGAUGCUUCCUUUUGCUGAAUCAACCAUGAAAAUAAACUUUCUGGAUCCUUCAGAACCACAAA